UUACAGCAUCACUGUGCUCAAAUUUCUUUCACGAUAAACAAUACUUUUGAUGUUUUAUAAAACAUAUGAAGGAGGAAAAGUGGAUCUUUUCUUAAGUUUUUUCUUGAUUAGUGGUGUUAAAUGUGUUAAGUACCUAGCUGUUGUGACAAAGAAAAUCUAAAUGACUUUUGAGAAAAUGCGGCCAAAUACAAAUGACGAAAACUCAUGUAAUUAUGAGAAUGGUUUUAACGAGAUCGACUGGUCUGCUGAAGUAGAUAACAUUGACAGUACGAGUCCUUCGUCUUCUAUUCAUAGAAGACAGCAUCAUAUUGAAGAUUCAUUUUCUGAUGAUGAAGACCUAAGCGACGAAUUUUCGCUUUUGGACAGCGACGAAGAGAGAAGACCGAUAUCGCAAAAUUACCAAAACGCUCUGCAGCCUUUACAAGAAGUCCGCCCCAGUGGCGUUGUGAGGAAAAUUUUUACGAACAGUAGAGAAAGGUGGAGACAACAGAAUGUUAGUGGAGCGUUUGCAGAACUAAGAAAAUUGGUUCCUACUCAUCCGCCUGACAAAAAGCUUUCUAAAAAUGAGAUUUUGCGAAUGGCCAUCAGAUACAUACAAUUGUUAACCAGUGUAUUGGAAUGGCAACAAAAGCACGAAAAAUGCGAAUUUCGCUGUGAAAGUAUAAUAUCACCUCACCAUUCAAUUCUUCCUGCCAAUCACAAUUUCAGAUUAAGAGCCAGGUAUCGACGUCCAGUACCAUCUUCGGCCAUAUAUUCCAGGAGUGAUCGCAAUGGAAACAAUUUGUUAAUGAUCGUUUCACCCGAUGGAACGAAUGGUGAAAAGUCAAAUUUAAUACCCAUUUCAAUUAAAGCCGAAAUCGAAGACAAAUUGGGAGAAGACGACAAAAAAAGAAUAAAUUAAGUCUUCAUCAAUGAAACACAAUAUAAUGAUAUGAAGGUGCAAUAAUAUUACAUAUUAGAAUUAAUGUUGAAAAGUAUGUUUAGACCUGUUUAAUUAAAAUAAUUGGAUUUAAUUCCGGGAUGGUGUAUAAUUAGACAACAUACUAAUUAUUAUUAUAUUACCGACUGGAUCGAUUGCGAUGACGCCAUUAUAAAGAGGAAGUUAUCAGUUGUGAUGCAGGGUGCUUACCCAAUUAUUUCUCGUUAGAAUAUCGGAAUUUUUUAUAAACUUUUAGGAACAGUUUCACUUGAUGACAAAGUUGGCCUUUAAUUAACAUCUACCUAAUUUUAAUACGAACUGAAUUUUUAAAACAGUUAAUAAGUUACAGCAAAAUAUAAUAAUACAGAAAUUAGUAAAGUUCAGUUUCUUACACUUGUUUGUACUCAAAUUUAACUAACUUUAUCUUCAAAUUACUUAUAAAGGAUGGAAGUGAUGAUAUGGUUCCAGUAAAUUUAUAGUACUUAGUACUGUUAGGCAUUUGUGAUUGUCCACUACUCCGAAAUUUAAUCUAAUUAGAAAUAAUAAUAUCCAGCAGUAAUCACUGUAAUUGCAAAUUUGUUCUAAAUUACUGAUUAUUUAUACAUAUAAUAGUCGUAUCAUUUGAUGAAUUGCGUCAGAAUUUCGGGGUACCACCAUAUCUUUUAUGUAUCCUUGUUAAACCGUUUCUUGUUUUAGUUACUGAUUUAAACAUUAAAAAUUUAUAUCUAAUAUAAUAAUUCUGUGCUAAUUGUAAUAGAAUUUACGAGUAUAUUCACUAUGUAAAUUAAACCAACGCAAAAAACGGAAAAGAAUAAAAUUUAUUUGGGUUUUUAAUCUCGUUAUAGGUAAAAUCAAUGGGCGAUUUUGAAGUCAAAUGACUUUUUGGUUUCGAACCAUAUCUCACAUCAAAUCAUAGCAAAUCGAUGAAAAAAUAGGAAGCUAAGUUCAAAGUUGGUACAACCGCCCCGAACUUUUGGUUUGACUUUGAGCUUCUAGGCUAUAAUGUCGGUGGACUCACUUCUUCGACCCAACUGUCCAACUUUCUCAUCAAGUCAUUGGAGAAUCGUUUUCGUAUGCUUAAAUGAUUUUACAUCGGUCUUCAAUAAUCUUAAUGUCUAUUUUUGGGACCCAUCUGGUUUAGGUACAAUCGGCUAAUUACCAAUUACAAUUAAAGAGAUAAAAGUCAACAGUUUCGCGGUGAUAAUGCCCACGUGUGAGGUGGGCGAAACACGUGUCCGCUCAAAAAGUUUUUUGUGGUAAUUAGGGGUGUCUUUUUUUAAUUUUUUAAUUAAAGAGAUAAGUUAUUUAACUUUUAAAUCGCCCAUUAUUUUUACCGCCUGUAUUAAAUACAUAUUAAGUAAAUAAUAAUACAGUGCUUAAAUAUUUCUUUUAAAUGUGUAUUUCUGUUAAAUUUUUAAUGUGUUUACGGACUUAUUUAGACUAAUUCUACAUCAUAACGUUUUAAAUUAUGUGAACUUAUAUUUUUAUAUAUAGAAU
Agrilus planipennis (emerald ash borer) is the source of this 2416-nucleotide messenger RNA. Its product is annotated as helix-loop-helix protein 1-like. NCBI's taxonomy places the organism in Eukaryota, Metazoa, Arthropoda, Insecta, Coleoptera, Buprestidae. The coding region runs from base 161 to 901 and encodes 246 amino acids. The transcript has 5 exons. Gene Ontology annotation, biological process: regulation of transcription by RNA polymerase II. The record is from RefSeq and is a predicted model, not a curated record. Gene Ontology annotation, molecular function: DNA-binding transcription factor activity, RNA polymerase II-specific; protein dimerization activity; RNA polymerase II cis-regulatory region sequence-specific DNA binding.